Messenger RNA from Yarrowia lipolytica CLIB122, 1311 nucleotides. RefSeq lists its product as uncharacterized. Gene Ontology annotation, molecular function: protein binding. The record is from RefSeq and is a predicted model, not a curated record. NCBI's taxonomy places the organism in Eukaryota, Fungi, Ascomycota, Dipodascomycetes, Dipodascales.
AUGAGUGUAAACAACCAUCUAGGAGACCAGAUCGACGCGCAGGCAUCGCACGACCAGGAUAACCAGAACGACAUCUACAUUGACGAAUCUGAAAUCGCCGAUGUUGUUCCCGAUUCCAACGAGCCUGAGCCCGAAGAGGACGAUGACGAUAUGGAGGGUCUCGACGAGGGCAUGGAGGACGACGGAGAGCAGGGCGAGGGCGAGGAGCGAAUCGAGGUUGAUAUGCGAAACAAUGCCGUGGCCUGGUUCGACAAACAUGAGGACUCUGUGUUCCGAGUGAUUGCACACCCCUCGGUGCCUCUGGUUGUGUCUGGAGGUGGCGACAACUGUGGAUACAUGUGGACCAGCAAUUCCAACGAACCAAAGCUGGUGACCAAACUGGACGGUCACAAGGAGAGUGUGACCGAUGGAGGCUUCACUGCCGACGGUACUUUUCUGGUGACUUCAGAUAUGGCUGGAUGUGUCAAGUUGUUCCACGGCACUAACAAGUUCCAAAAAUGGACCGAAAUUGACUCGAUCCAGGAGGUUGAGGAAGUCGUGUGGACCAAGGUGCAUCCCGAGCAGAACAUUGUGGCCUUUGGAGCCACCGACGGCUCCGUUUGGGUCUACUCCAUUGAGGACACUGGCUUCGUGUCCAUGACUGUGCUGAACGGUCACUCUGGCUGCUGCACUGUUGGCACCUGGGUUCUGGCCGACGACAAGGACUCUCUGACUCUUGUUACCGGCUCAGACGACGGAUCCAUCGUCAACUGGAAUGUCUACAACUCCGUGGCCAACUACACUCUUUCUGCCACUCUGUUCAAGGGCCCCGACGUCUGGGUGUCCAUGGCCGAGGACCCUACCAAGAAGACUUUGGCCGCUGGAGCUGCCGACGGCAAACUCGUAUUGUUCAAGAUUGACGGAGGUCAGCUCAUUGAGACCAUCAACACUUGCUCUACCAAGAUGGAGGACGGAGAGCGGUCUGUGGAGGCUCUGUCCUGGUGCAAGAGCAUGAAACUGCUGGCCGCUGGAACCACUUCUGGUCAGAUUAUGCUCUACGACACAAACACCUGGCGUCUGCGAAAGAUCCUCGUCAUGGGAGACGCCGUCACCUGGCUGCAGUUUAUCGAGGAUACUCCCGUGCUGGUGGCUGGUGCUAUGGACGGAGUUAUUCGACGAUUCGACGCUCGAAACGGUGACGAGAUGUGGGUUGGACGAGGACAUAACAUGGGUGUCUUGGAUAUGGCUGUUACUAGCCAGGGUAAGCUGGUUACUGCGGGUGACGAGGGUGUUUGUUUGGUUUUUGACGAGACCAGCGAGAGUCUCCCUUAG